UUACAAGGAGCAGACAGCAUGAUGGGGAGAAAGAUGAGAACUGCCCGCUUGUCCCCAGAGAAAGGCUUAUGGGAUCGGGUCACGCCGGGACCUGUGCUCCUGCCUGCCGUGCGCCGCCUGGGGCCGGUGGCUCUCGGGGCCCUAUUUAUAGUGCGGUGAGAGGAUCAGGGGGAAUCAGCACCCAGCAGCCCCCGACGCUCGCCCCGCUUCCCGCAGACAGUCCCCGCUUGCUGUCUGCUACCAGAGUGCCCAGCCGACCCUUGCCAAGGGAGUUCCAGCGCAGUGGGAUGUGGGGAAAACCAACGUGGCCCCACACGGGCACAAAGCCCUGCCCGAGGUGACGGAGCCAUCCCUGGGGACCGUCCCCGUGCGCCCGAUGGAGCCCUGCCCCAGCACCGGCCCUGCCGGGGCACCGUGGAUGUCCCUCUUCCUGCUGGCGGUGCUGAGCGUCCCCUCACUGCCAAAAUCCCUGCCUGCAUCAUACGGUGACACCGAAGAGCCCCAGGAGGGCACGGGCCUGAUCCAGUGCGGGGAGUACAGCAACCAGGUGCUGCCCAACGGGCGCUGCAGGAUCGUGGCCACGCUGCCGCAGGGGGACGAGCAGCGGUGCCCGGACAUGUUCCGCUGCACCGACGAGGUGUCCUACUGGCUCCACGAGAACGAGGAGCGCAAGCAGCAGAUCCUGGAGCUGCGGGAGCUGAUCUCGGAGCUGCAGGAGGAGCUGAGGAACCACCGGCAUCGUAUCAAAGUCCUGGAGCUGCAGCACGAGGAGGUGGCCGGCCCGAACCGCAGCCUGGAGCAGCGCGUGCAGGACCUGGAGCAGCGGUACAGCGAGGCCAGCACCCUGCAGCACAUCCAGGCCACGCUGCUCUACGACAUGCAGGCGCAGAUCAACAACGUCUCCGUGCUGACCGACUGGGUCUGGCGCAACCCCACCUGCCUCGGUCCCGCCGACAUGAGGCUGCAGGAGGAGAUGCACCGGCCAGAGAUGAAGCACGCCAGGAACUGCCCCAUUGACUGUGCUUCUGUUUACUACAACGGGCUCCGACGGUCGGGGGUCUACAGCAUCAUGCCCUCCAUCGGAGGGAUGCCUAUCGAGGUGCUGUGUGAGAUGGACACCGAAGGUGGGGGCUGGACGGUCAUCCAGAGACGUCAGGACGGCUCGGUUGACUUCAAUCGGACCUGGAACGAGUACAAGGAGGGCUUUGGGGACCUCAGCGGUGAGUUCUGGCUGGGCAACGAGAACAUCCACAAGAUAACGAGCCAAGGGGAUUACUCGCUGCGUAUCGACCUGGAGGACUGGAACAACAAGCACAAACAUGCCUUCUACCAGGUCUUCAGCAUCGAGGACGAGGCCAACUACUACCGCCUGCAUGUGGACGGGUUCAGCGGGACGGUGGAGGACUCCUUCGCCUGGUACCACAACAAGAGGAGCUUCAGCACUCCCGACUCGGGGAACAUCUGUGCCGAGAUCUCCCACGGAGGCUGGUGGUACCACCAGUGCUUCUUCUCCAACCUCAACGGGGUGUACUACAAGGGCGGCCGAUACUCCAUUAAAAACCGAAAGAUCCUGGGGCCGGAUGGCAUUGUGUGGUACUCGUGGAAGGACACGGACUACUACUCCCUGAGGAAGGUGGUCAUGAUGAUCCGGCCACGCACCUUCAGGCCCCACCUCUCCCCGUGAAGCAGCCUUGGACCUUCUUCGAUUCACCCACUGCUGGGAACAGAAGGCUGGAAAUAACUCCUUGGGAGCAAAAACUGAGUCUGGGGAUCUCUGACAGACUGAGCCACCGUCCUUCUUGCUGCCUGUGGGCCUCGGAGAGAGCUGAACCACCAGCAGAAGUGUGAAGGCCUUCAGCAGUGUUUGGGUGGUGAAAGCUCUCCUCACGCCGCGGAGGUGGGCCAUGAGAAGGGCCUUGCAAAGAUGAGCAUGGGGCAGUUUUUCACAGCAGUUCUUGGUAGCAGUUCUUGACAGGAUUGGGCUUCCCCAAGGCCUGAACCCCAACCUGGGUGCUGGCUUGGACUGGGUGGUGGGACUCAGCACCACGCUGAGGCCGGAGCUUGUGUUGAGGGGAGAUGUCGAGCGCUCUGGAUGUGAACCCAAGAGUAAUUUCAGACCAGCAAUCCUGCAUGUAUUUUCCAUAUCUCUGGGUUCAGUGUUCACAUCGCCGUGUGUAUUUAGCACUGGAGGUCCACCACUUUAACCCAGGGAUGUCCUGGGGUGGCUGCGAGGUGCUGAGAUGGCCCUGGGGAGAGCUGGGAGAGCUGCCCAGACAUCAUCAUGGGCAAAAGAGGAGGAAGCUCUGCAGUGGUCCUCGCUUCUCUGGCAGGGAUUGUGUAGUUGCAAUAAUUAUGCUCCAAAUAAAAGG
Cygnus olor (mute swan) is the source of this 2369-nucleotide messenger RNA. Its product is annotated as angiopoietin-related protein 7-like. The record is from RefSeq and is a predicted model, not a curated record. The transcript has 8 exons. Lineage: Eukaryota; Metazoa; Chordata; Aves; Anseriformes; Anatidae. The coding region runs from base 377 to 1684 and encodes 435 amino acids.